AGCGAGCAACCCGGCCGCGAUCGAAGCAGCUUGGAGGAAACCUCUCCCCAGAUCUUAGCCAGCAGCAGCAGCCAAGAACUCGGCCCAGACCCCGAGGGGCGGAGACGCAGGAGGAGGCGCCUGCGGAGCCCAGCCCAGCUCAGGGAGGGAGACCUCCCUCUUCUCCUUCCUUCUCCGGCUUUCUCCAUUCUCGAUCCCAGUUACAAAACUCCUCGUCGUCCGGGGACGGCUUGCUGGGCGAAGAUCAUGGUUAGAUCCUGGGGAAGGCGGGCGGGAAAAGGAAGGGGGCUUUGCUAAAAUGCGCUUUUUUUUUUGCAAGCCGUCGGAGAAUACGCUUUCCAAAAACUCGAGGUGGGGGGUUUUGGCUGCAAAGCAAAUUGCACAGCGCUUCCAAGCGAUCUCCCCUACCAUCGGCUAUGAAUAUGCCCGUUUUGUAGGGUGAGGUGUGGGAAGGCGGAAGUGUGUUGGGUUGUGGGGGUGGGGGUUGGGGGUGGGGAGACAUGUUGGGAACCCACUUUCUGAGCCAGAACUGGUGGGGAAGGGGAUGCGGCUUUUGGAGGCGGCCUUGCGCUUGUCCAAACAGAAUAUGGGGUGUGUUUAUAUGGCAGAAUUAGGGGCUGAUCUUUUCAUAAGGCGGGUGUUUAGUAUGAAGGAGGGGGUGGGGGUCCAGGAAAGCAGCUGUCUGGGGGGCGUGAGUUCCCCUUCUUUAUUAGGAGGUCGCCAAACACUGGAGGGAGCUGAGCGGAUUCUGUGCCAGGGAGACAGCUGUCAGGAGCAGCUUUGCUUUGCUUAUGAUAUUAUGGUUAUGUAAUCCUUACAAGAACCCUGAAAGGUAGGCCAGUAUUAUUUCCCCAACCCCCCCCCCAUUGCAGACAGGAGGGGUGGAGGCUAAAGCCGAGAGAGAGAGAGAGAGAGAGAGAGAGGGAGUGGCUUGUGCAAAUUCAAGCUGGCAGUGACCCGACUUGUAGCUUAGGCUCUGCUAAGCCAGCUGCCCUGAUGCAAGGUGAUCUGGGAGGGGGGGGGUCAGGUUUGUGGGGGUCAGGUUUCACGUGGUUUGAGGAGAGAGAGGGUCUCUGGGGUGGAAUCGUGGGGGGUCCGUGACUGGGGAUGAGGAGGGGGAAAUUAGAUCGUUAUAGGUCUUUCCCCUUGGUGAACGUAGUGGGAGAUUUAAAGCAGAACAUGGACUGCAAGAAGAUCAAACCUAUCCAUUCUGAAGGAAAUCAGCCCUGAGUGCUCACUGGAAGGACAGAUCCUGAAGCUGAGGCUCCAAUACUUUGGCCACCUCAUGAGAAGAGAAGACUCCCUGGAAAAGACCCUGAUGUUGGGAAAGAUGGGGGGCACAAGGAGAAGGGGAUGACAGAGGACGAGAUGGUUGGACAGUGUUCUCGAGGCUACGAACAUGAGUUUGACCAAGCUGCGGGAGGCAGUGGAAGACAGGAAUCAUAGAAUCAUAGAGUUGGAAGAGACCACAAGGGCCAUCGAGUCCAACCCCCUGCCAACCAGGAAACACCAUCAGAGCACUCCUGACAUAUGGUUGUCAAGCCUCUGCUUAAAGACCUCCAAAGAAGGAGACUCCACCACACUCCUUGGCAGCAAAUUCCACUGUCGAACAGCUCUUACUGUCAGGAAGUUCUUCCUAAUGUUUAGGUGGAAUCUUCUUUCUUGUAGUUUGGAUCCAUUGCUCCGUGUCCGCUUCUCUGGAGCAGCAGAAAACAACCUUUCUCCCUCCUCUAUGUGACAUCCUUUUAUAUAUUUGAACAUGGCUAUCAUAUCACCCCUUAACCUCCUCUUUUCCAGGCUAAACAUGCCCAGCUCCCUUAGCCGUUCCUCAUAAGGCAUCAUUUCCAGGCCUUUGACCAUUUUGGCUGCCCUCCUCUGGACACGUUCCAGUUUGUCAGUGUCCUUCUUGAACUGUGGUGCCCAGAACUGGACACAGUACUCCAGGUGAGGUCUGACCAGAGCAGAAUACAGUGGCACUAUUACUUCCCUUGAUCUAGAUGCUAUACUCCUAUUGAUGAGGCCCAGAAUUGCAUUGGCUUUUUUAGCUGCCGCGUCACACUGUUGGCUCAUGUCAAGUUUGUGGUCAACCGAGACUCCUAGAUCCUUUUCACAUGUACUGCUCUCAAGCCAGGUGUCACCCAUCUUGUAUUUGUGCCUCUCAUUUUUUUUUGCCCAAGUGCAAUACUUUACAUUUCUCUUUGUUAAAAUUCAUCUUGUUUGUUUUGGCCCAGUUCUCUAAUCUGUCAAGGUCGUUUUGAAGUGUGAUCCUGUCCUCUGGGGUGUUAGCCACCCCUCCCAGUUUGGUGUCAUCUGCAAAUUUGAUCAGGAUGCCCCUGAGUCCAUCAUCCAAGUCGUUGAUAAAGAUGUUGAAUAAGACCGGGCCCAAGACAGAACCCUGUGGCACCCCACUAGUCACUCUUCUCCAGGAUGAAGAGAAACCAUUGAUGAGCACCCUUUGGGUUCGGUCAGUCAGCCAGUUACAAAUCCACUGAGUGGUAGCAUAGUCAAGACCGCAUUUUACCAGCUUAUUUACAAGAAUAUCAUGGGGCACCUUGUCAAAUGCCUUGCUGAAAUCAAGGUAGGCUACAUCCACUGCGUUCCCUUCAUCUACCAGGCUUGUAAUUCUGUCAAAAAACGAGAUCAGGUUAGUCUGACGUGACUUAUUUUUCAGAAAUCCAUGCUGACUAUUGGUGAUCACAGUAUUCCUUUCUAGGUGCUCACAGACUGUUUGCUUAAUGAUCUGCUCCAGAAUCUUCCCUGGUAUUGAUGUCAGACUGACUGGGCGGUAAUUAUUUGGGUCCUCUCUUUUCCCCUUUUUGAAAAUAGGGACAACAUUUGCCCUCCUCCAGUCUGCCGGGACUUCGCCUGUUCUCCAGGAAUUCUCAAAGAUGACUGCCAGUGGUUCUGAGAUCACAUCUGCCAGUUCUUUUAAUACUCUUGGAUGCAGUUCAUCUGGCCCUGGAGACUUGAAUACAUCUAAACUAGCCAAGUAUUCUUGUACUAUCUCCUUAGUUAUUCUGGGCUGUGUUUCCUUUGCUGAAUCAUUUGCUCCAAAUUCUUCAGGUCAGGCAUUGUUUUCUUUAUCGGAGAAGACUGAGGCAAAGAAGGCAUUGAGGAGUUCAGCCCUUUCUGUGUCCCCUGUUUGCAUUUCACCAUCUUCUCCUCUGAGUGACCCCACUGUUUCUUUGUUCUUCCUUUUGCUACGAACAUACCCAUAAAAGCCUUUGUUGUUGCUUUUAACCUCUCUAGCAAGCCUGAGUUCAUUCUGUGCUUUAGUUUUUCUGACUUUGUGUCUACACGUGCUGGCUAUUUGUUUGAAUUCCUCUUUGGUGGUUUCCCCCCUUUUCCAUUUUUUGUACACAUCCUUUUUUAAUCUUAACUCAGUUAAAAGUUCUUUAGAUAGCCACCCUGGCUUCUUUAGGCACCUUCCAUGUUUCCGUCUCAUUGGUAUUGCCUGACGUUGUGCUUUUAGUAUUUCCCUCUUAACAAACUCCCAGCCAUCAUGAACUCCCUUUCCUUUUAGUAUUACUGUCCAUGGGAUCUCACCCAGCACUUCCCUAAGUUUUAUGAAGUCGGCUUUCUUAAAGUCAAGAAAUUGAGUCCUAGUAUGCUUGGCUGCUCCUUUCCGCUGUAUAGUAAACUUCAGAAGAGCAUGAUCACUCGCGCCUAAUGAUCCUUCCACUUCUACCCCACUAACCAGGUCAUCAACAUUGGUUAGGACCAGAUCUAAAAUGGCUGUUCCUCUUGUUGCUUCUCCCACUUUCUGGACAAUGAAGUUGUCUGCAAGGCCAGUGAGGAAUCUGUUUGACCUUAUGCUCUUGGCUGAGUUUGACAUCCAACAAAUAUCCGGGUAAUUGAAGUCCCCCAUUACUACUAUCUCCCUUCCUUUUGCAUGCUUGGCCAUCUGUUCCAGGAAGGCAUCAUCUAUGUCCUCCGUUUGGCUUGGGGAUCUAUAGUAAACUCCCACAAUGAGGUCACUGUUAUUCUUCUCUCCCUUAAUUUUGACCCAAAUGCUCUCACUUUGGCUUUGAGGUUCUAAAUCUUGGAUCUCUUCACAGGUAUACACAUCCCUGACAUAUAACGCCACUCCUCCUCCUUUCUUGUCUGGUCUGUUUCUCUGAAAUAGAUUGUAUCCCCCAUUAUUACAUUCCAAUCGUGGGACUUAUCCCACCAGGUUUCAGUGAUGCCUAUUAUGUCAUAUUUAGUUUGCUGUACCAAGAGCUCAAGCUCAUCUUGUUUAUUUCCCAUGCUUUGCGCAUUAGUGUACAGACAUUGAAGUCCAUUAAUCAUUCCCCCGUGUCUCUUAUUUAAGGAUUUUUUCCUCCCACUACUAGGUCUGCGUGCUGUUUGCUCCAUUUGGUCUAUGACAUUUGGAUGAUCGUCUUCAUCAAUUGAUAGACUCCUACCUUCAGGAGCACUGUCUCCCUCCCCCACAUUAAUCAGUUUAAAGCCCUCCUGAUGAGGUUUCUGAGAUUUUUGGCAAAAGCAUUUCUCCCAACUGUUGUGAGGUGCAGCCCAUCGCUUGCCAGAAGUCCAUCUUCAAGAAACUGCAGUCCGUGAUCUAAGAAUCCAAACCGUUCCUGUUUACACCAUUUGCGAAGCCAGCUGUUCACUUCCACUAUUUUUCCCUCUCUCCCUGGGCCACGUCGUUCAACUGGGAGGAGUGCCUGGCAUGCUCUGGUCCACGGGGUCCCGAAGAGUCGGACACGACUAAACAACAACAACAACAAAAUACUAAGGAUGAAUACUCUAGGUCGGCGGUUCCCAGCCUGUGGGUCCCCGUAUGUUGUUGAACUACAACUCCCAUCACCCCUGAGCUCUGGCCUUGCUAGCUAGGGGUGAUGGGAGAUGUAGUCCAACAACAUCUGGGGAUCCACAAGUUGAGAAAGGCUGUACUAGGUGCUUGUUUGUUGGUGCAACGGGGGAAUGGAGGAAAAGCAAGGAGCCUUUGGAAGUGGAGGUUGGGAGUCCACCGCCCUCCAGAUGUUGAUGGACUCCAGCUCCCAUCAGCCUGCCAAUUAAAUAGUCAGGGAUAGUGGACGUUGUAGUCCCAGUGGUCUUUCAGGGAAGGCUGAAGGUCUUGGAAGGAAGUGCAGGAAGGUCCUUGGGAAGUGGAUGGUGCAGGUUGGAGAUGAGAAAUGGUGUCCUUUUGCAAGACUAUCAAGAAGACUAGACUGGAGAGGGGGCAGGAAUUGUCUGGGAUGCUCUAUGGGAGAGUAAAGCCCACAGGCAAGGAUUUGACUUGCUCUCUUCCCAUUGGCUCCCUAUGCCAAUUUGUCCAAGUCCCUCAAACCCUUUGAGUCUUUGGCCUUCUCUGCAACUUGGUACUGACUCUUCAGAGUAGCAGCAAGUUGGGCAGAAAGGUACCCACAAACACACCUGUGUACACCAACCAUGCUUGCAUUGGGGGAUGCUGUGGGUGUACUUGGGCUUUGGGUCUUUCUUCCUAAGGAGGUCAAGUUAGCCUUCUCUCUGUUAAACUUUACAUCAAAAAGUGAAGACUUUUUUAUUGGCCCACUGAGAUAAUUCUUAUUCAGCUGCUUGCUUUUUUUUUUUUUAAGGCUCUGCUGUUUUUUUUAAAAAUUCAUUUUUAUUGGGUUUUUCAUUUUUACAAUGUCUGUAAUCAUUACAUUACAUUCAAGUUUCAAUUUCCCCUUUCCCUGCUGACUUCCCUCAACUUCCAUCCCUGGUUUAUUACAUCUCAUAUUACAUCCUGCUGUUUAGAUAUACUUCUGUAUUAUCGUACUAUUAAGUUUCUUGUUUUUUUAUAAAUAAAAUUGCCAAUGUUUAUUUAAAUCCUGCCAAUAACGCUUUUUUUUUCUUCUGCAAAUAUGAUGUAAAAGGUUCCCAUUCUUUUUCAAAGUCACUGUUGUCUUUUUCACGUAGUUAAUCUGUUAACUUUGCCAACUCUGCAUAGUUCAUUAACUUCUCUUGCCAUUGUUCCUUUGAUGGUAUUUCUCCAGUCUUCCAGUUCUGUGCUAUCAGAAUUCUUGCUGCUGUCGUCACAUAAUGUCUGUUUUUCUUUCGGCAGUUGUCCUAAAAUUCCUAUCAAAAGGGCUUCUGGUUUUUUAGUAAAUGUCAUUUUAAAAGGCUCUGCUGUUUUUAUUUAUUUAUUUAUUUUUAACUGUAGUUUUAUAUUUAUGCUGAGCUUUAUAUAGCAUGAAUGCUGCAUAUCACUUAUACGCUACGCUUUUAACAAUGUGUAUUAUUUGCAUGUUGUUUAUACGUGCUGCUUUUCUGUGCUAGGGGCUCAAUAACCAUAUUGCUAUUGGGGGACCUAGUACAGCAAUGUAGCACAUAUAAAAUACUGUAAAUAAAAAAUAACCAAACACGCAAAGAGCACUGUUGAAAACGUCAUGUGCUGUGCCUUUCCCUAGGUGCCCGAGCUGGAGAAAGCGACUGUCCGAAUGAAGGAUCCUGAACGCGUAAAAAAUGUAAUUUCAGCCCUCAGAAAAGGUGGGGUAGGAAAAUUCCAGGUGCGUGCUCCUGUAUUCAUCUGUUUGUCUGCUGUUUGUCGUACCCUUAAUUUAUCCCUCCCACCCAGCUUCUUCCCAGAUGUAUUGCACAAGCAGCUGCAUAAACCUCGGAUCAAAUUUUUACCUCAGGCGCUGCCUGGUUUUUGUCUUUGUCUAUUUACUAGUGAAAUGCCUGCCAAAUGAUGAGAACAGCAUGGGUUUAAUGCAGUGCUCAGAAUGUUUAAGCAUAUAGGUAACCGUGAAGGCCAUAACAUUCUGCACCAAGAGAGCCUUCUCCUUAAAGUUGUUUCUUGGGAAAUAUGGCAAUUUGGGGGUCAUCUGGAUUUCAUGUGAAAAGUCAGGUUCCCCAAACAGGUUCUGUUAACUUAAUGCUUUCUGUUGGUAUCUCUCCAGCCUGCAUCAGAGAAGUGAUUUAAGAGCACUUGGCAGACUAAAACUCACCAACAUCCAAAACUUUAUUACACAUAGAUAUAGGAGCUAUAGAAAUGCUAAAAUGAAACCGUGGCAAAGAUUGAAUGGACUCAUUUGUCAUGUGUCACCAAAGCACAACAAUUGUAGUAAAUGGUAACACAGACUUUUAUUUCUUUCUUAAAAUUGCACUUAUUUGACUACCAUGCGUCAAACGUAAUUCGCUUUAGCUCGGGUGAAGAUGUGUUGAAUUUACCGGCCACUGCCUGACUAGUGUAUGCUAGAUAUUGCUUUCUUCAAAGCAAGAAGAAACAAGGUUGUGUUGGCAAAUUAUUAUCUGUCUUAAGCUGAGUUUCCCUCUGUAAAUGAAACCUGGCAUCCUGUGACGUUGCUGCAAAUAACAAAUGUUUUGACGGUUUGACAGGACAACUUGGAAUGACUCCGGCCCACUGUAACUUAAGAAUUUAUUUGGUUCCUUCUCAGUCUCAGUUUUGAGCCUGUUUAGUGUGAAGCACCAAUCAUCAGGUGGAAUCACUUGAUGUGCAGAGAUUCCAUCGUGCCUUCCCACCUUCCCAGUUGAUAGGCACUGGGAAUCGUCCCUUAGCCCACCAAACAGCAAAUGGGCAGGCUGAAGAGAGUGCAGUUAUGAAAAUGGGGAGAUCACCUUCCUCCACAUUUAAAUCACACUCCAUGCAGGCAGCUCCAAGCAGCUGUUUGAUGAGCUAAGUGAGUGACACUUGACAAAUUCAGCAGUGGUGAUGGUAGCAGAGGCAGGCGGCAUUGAAGGCCUGAAGGCUGCCCACCUGAGAUUACUUGGUAACUCUUGAGAGUUACCAAUUUCUUGCUUCCCUGAAUCUGUAGAGUAGUUUCUUGGGCUAGGCAAUGAAUCCCUUGUAAUCUCUCUCUCUCUCACUCUCUCUCACACAUUUUCCCUCCUUGUUCUCUCCAGGUCAUUUCCGAUUUUGACAUGACUCUGACUCGGUUCGGGUUCAACGGUCGACGCUGCCCUACUUCCUACAGUGAGUCCAGUUUUGGCCCUUUUCUAUUUCAUUUUUCUCUUGUAAAACAUGACGGACUUUUAUCUCUCCCUCUUGGUCCCUCCAAGCCUUUGGGACAGUCCACAUAUAUUCCUAUUCCUAUUCCUAUAUAUAUUCCUAUUCCUAUCUCUUUUUUAAAAAAAUGGUGACAUGGACCAUACAUAACGUAAGAAUAUUAAUCACCACCGUGAGCAGGGCAGUGGGAGCAGGCGCGGGGGGGUAACGGAAUACAAGUUACAACAAUUAAUUAUAACGCUGUUCACUGCUCCUGCUCAGGCUGCACAGAAAAAGCAUUUUGGUUCCUGGAAUUCAUUCCAAUUGUACACAUAAAAUAUGACUGAUAGAAUUCUACUGGAUGUGGUAUUAGUGUGUGAAAGCAGUCCAGAUGCCAUGAUGCUCCAGAUGGUGGGCACUAUCCUGGUGCCCAGGCAUCUGCACUUGGUCGCAAGUGGUCAAUAGCCAGGUGCAAAAUGCGCCUGGCGCCUGGUUAAUUUCGAACACUGACCCCAAAUGAGAGUAAACUGAUUCAGAGUUAUUUGCAGAUGGUACCUGAGUAAAUAUUUUCACAAGUGGUGGUCCUGGGAGAAGCUACAAGAAUUCUGGAAAACAAUAUUUUACAAAAUUGGGCUUACCACAAGUCAGAUACUAGACUUAGAUCUCUGAAUGGUGUUAUUUCCAUAUUUGAUGAGGGGAACCAAAAUGUUACUAAAAAUUGUAUACGUGACAAAAAAUAAUAAUUGUUAUAGUAGUUAACCAGACCUUAAUACGGUAUUUAUAAAAAUGAAUUCGAUAGUUGGAAUUUGGCAUAUAUUUUGUGUGUGUGUCUCUUCAGAUAUCAUAGAUAACAGCCGGGUCAUCAGCGAAGAAGGCAAGAAAAAGGUAUGAGCUUUCAUAUCUUGGCAUGCUGAUAUUUUAAAGUCUAAACUGACUUCCCAGUUCCAUUCCCUCCUGCUGUUAGGAGCUCAAGGAACCUUGAGUUCUAUGAGGGGACUAAGGUUUUGAAACAGAGAAUUCUCCAUUCCUUCUAUUGAGAGGUUAAGACCUCAUGAAUGACUUUUUGAGUUCUCUCUAUUCUACAGUCUCCGUGUAGGUUUGACUUGCCUGCAACUAGUCCCCCAAGCAAGAAACCAAAUAACAGAUAACAUGAAGAUGCUUUUCCUGUUUCUGUCGCCCACCCCCUUGGGGGACUGUACCUUGCAAGUACUGGCUAACGAUCAAUAUCCAUCCCAUCCUCCUAAUAUGAUAGGGAGCAGGCUAUGCAGUUGGUUGUCCCAGUCCUAGCCAGAACCUCCAUCUUGGAAAACCUCCAUCUUGAAAUGUGCGUGUUUUAUCUUCUGACUAGCUAAAUAUCCCCCCUUCCUUUUCUUGAUACUGGGAACUGUUCCAGCUAAAAGAUCUGCUACAUCAUUACUACCCUAUUGAAAUUGAUCCGUACCGGACCAUGGAGGACAAGUUGCCCCUCAUGAUAGAAUGGUGAGUAUUUGUGUCGGAAGAGGUAAUGUUUUCCUUAACAGGGAGGAAGGGUGAUUUCUUCCAUUACAGAACACACACACCCCAACUCCAUUAAUGAGAGUCCCCCCCCCAAUAUUUUUUAUUAAUUUUCCAAUUUUAUAACAAACAUAAAAGAAAAACAUUACAAAAGAGCAAACAUAUAUCCUAGUUGUUAAAAUCCUAAUUUAAAUACCAUUGUUAGUUGACUUCCUCAAAUCCCCCCAGCUGAGUUUCCAUAGAACUCAUUGUAGCAAGUUUCCAAUAUCCACUUUCAAAUAAAAUUAACUUAUUCAAUUAACAUCUUUCGUUCUUUUCAUAAUAUUUUCAAUCCAAAAUGUUGUACAAUUCAGCAUAUUUUACUCCUAGGCCAAUUUGGUACUUACAAGUAAUUCUACAUACGUUAUCUUAGAAUAUCUAACUAAAUAGUCCUUGAUAUUCUUCCAUUCUUCUUGAUGCUCCUCCUCUUUCUGUUUGUCAAUUCUUCCAGUCAGGUCAGCCAGCUCCAAAAAGUCCAUCAUCUUCAUCUGCCAUUCCUCCACUGUUGGUAUUUCUUGUAAUUUCCAGUUUUUGGCUAACAAAAUUCUUGCUGCAGUUGUGGCAUACAAAAACAGUCUAACAUCUUUCUUGGGCAAUUCCAAACCUAUUAUUCCAAGUAGAAAGGCUUCUGGCUUUUUAAUAAAUGUAUAUUUCAACAUUUUUUUCAACUCAUUAUAAAUCUUUUCCCAGAAGCCUUUCACCUUGGGACGUGUCCACCACAUAUGAUAAAAGGUACCUUCCUUUUCUUUACAUUUCCACCAUUAAUGAGAGGUUUGAGGAUCUUAAAAGGGAUUGGGGGCACAGACACAUCACCUGAGACAGGUCUGAUCUGUGGCGGUCAAGCAAACACGAGAAUCGCUCAUGUGCCUGGAGAAACAAACUAACUAGAGGUUCUGUAAGCUCAAUAGAUACACCCACAGAGGACUCCUGGUCCCUGAUAGGACAGGUGUGUGUGUUCCAGGUGGACUAAGGCCCACGACCUCCUGGCCCAACAGAAGAUAAAGAAAAGCGAUAUCGCCCAGGUUGUGAAAGAGUCGGAUGUCAUGCUCAGGUACAAAAUUUGGAUGAUGUGUGCAAGAACAGGUGGGCAUGUGGGAUGGGGGAACAACUUUAUUUUUGUGGUCUGUGUCCUCCUCUGCCUCAACCCUUCCGGAAUUCGCUGUCAGGGCAAGGUGGAAUUUUGACACUUGAAAUUGAAGUGUGCCAUUGUGUUCCGGAGUUUGAGGGCUUGCGAUUUUCCACACGCCUACUUGACAUACAGAAUGCAGAUAUUUUAAACUUGCAAGAAGCCAAGUUACAGGGAACCAGGCAGAGGGCCUUCUCGGUAGUGGCACCCGCCCUGUAGAACGCCCUCCCACCAGAUGUCAAAGAGAAAAAUAACUACCAAACUUUUAGAAGACAUCUGAAGGCAGCCCUGUUUAGGGAAGCUUUUAAUGUUUAAUAGAUUAUUGUAUUUUAAUAUUCUGUUGGAAGCCACCCAGAGUGGCUGGGGAAACCCAGCCAGAUGGGCGAGGUAUAAAUAAUAAAUUAUUAUUAUUAUUGUGCAGUCGUUGGCCAGAUUUGGCAAGGAAAAACAUGGCUGUGGAUGGGGAGAUUUGGGGGAGCAGCAGGACUGGAAGCCGUAAACGAGGGAGAAGCAGCCAGAGCCUGAAAGGCAGUUCUGUCACAAUUGAUAGCAUUUAUAUAUCAUGUUCGAUGUAUUCAAAGCAUUUCACAUUUAUUAACAUUUAGGCUAGUAGGGUAGGUCAGCUUUAUUAUCCUUGUGGAAGGGGUUGAGGAGACAGAGGCUUAUCUAAGGAUCUCUCCACACAUUCAUUUUUUGUUUUUGUUUUUAGUUAACUGCACAAUUAAGAUGUAAAUCGUGAUUACAAGAAGUGUGUCUCAUGCAUGUACACUAGUUGGUGAUCUAGGAUUAAUGGCGGCUUCCUACCAGUCGAAAGUGGGUUUGUCCCAUGUAACGUGUGCCAUAUCCCUACAGCAGAGUGGAUUUUCAAGGCAACUGAAAUAAUAAGCAAAAAUGUUGUGUUAAAAUGAUUGCCAAGCAAAACGUUGUGUUAAAAUAAUUGCUUUACAUCGAGUUUCCCAUUGUUAUAUUGUAUAUUUCCUUUUUUAAAAAACCAUGCUUACAUACGAAUUGGUUAAUUUAAUCACUGCAAUAUUUUUACUUUGUUUGGACAUUGCAGUAAGCCGUGGUUUGGUGAGCCAUGAAUUGAAAUAGCCUUGUGUGUUUCACCAUUUCAGUCGAAUGUUAACACUUCCUCUCUUUCUUGCAUUCAGAGACGGCUUCAACAUCUUAUUUGACCAGCUUCACCAGAACAAAGUACCCCUCUUCAUCUUCUCCGCAGGUGUGGGUGAUGUGCUAGAGGAGAUAAUUCGCCAGGCUGGGGCGUUCUAUCCCAAUGUCAACGUGGUCUCCAACUACAUGGAUUUUGACGACAGUGUGAGUUGAUCCCACUUCACUUUCCCCAACUCCUAUCUGCCCUGGCAUGGAAGCGGUGUGCCAAUCUGAACACCGUGUGUGUGGGUCUUAGAAAGGUUUGGGAUGGUAUUAAUAGGAGGGGGUAAAAUGGAAGUCAUGUGUGUGCCUUCUGGGGUCAGCCGGAAAGUGCCAGGCACUACCAGGAUGAGCAGAAUUUUGGUUGUAGUGAUAAAAAUUAUUUAUAAGAGACUCAGUCCCAGCUCUCAUUGAGCCGUCAACACAACCACGCCUCUCUGGUGCUGUUCAGCGAAGAGCAUGGGCAAAGAAAUAAGCUGGAUGAGAGCUUUAAGUGCAUAUGGCGGAGAAUUUGUCACAAAGAUGAUUGAACAGGCGCUAUAGGACAUAUUCAUGUUUACUACAUCCAGGUGAGGAAUCAUUUUGCUGUAUAGGGAAGUUUUUUUAUGUUUUUGUAUAUGGAAACCACUGAGUGACUGGGGCAACCCAGUCAGAUGGGCAGGGUACAAAGAAUAAAAUUAUUAUUAUUGUGUCAUCAAGUAGUCCACCAGUGCUGUUUGGAGUGUUUUGGAGUUUAUUCACACUUGCCUGGUGAUGAGGGUACUUGAACCCUUGGAGGUGUGCUGUGUGACAUGUUUGCUAGGCACUUUGAAGGUAAAAUCACUCAUCUCUGUGAUGACUUGGAUUCCAUAUUUGUGACAAAUUUGGGUGAAGUGUCCAAUGCAAUGUCUAGGCCAGUUUCGUGGGAUCAGUUUAAGUCGUUGAGGCAUGAGGAUGUAGAUAAGGUGCUUCAAAGAAGCACCAAGGCUGUUGUCCAUUCAGCAUCUGUGCAAGACUUUCCUUUUCCUUUUCUUUUUUUCUAUAAUUUUUUAUUAAAUUUUCUGUUUUACAUUUUAGAAUAUUCAUUUAACCAACCUUAAAAUUUCAGUGACUUCCCUUCUGCUCUUUCCAUGGUUCAUUUUACAAAACAUAAAUCCCUGAAUAUUUUAUAUAAACUAAACCAUUCAGUAUUACAUCCAUCAAAACUUUUUUCUUAAAAAAUGUUUAGGGCUAUUCGCAUUUUCCUACUCAUAUUGAAAUACUGCCCCUCAAUGAGGCCAAACUUAGAUUCACAAAAUGUUUAGGGGUAUGUGUCCCUCUGCGUCCCCCCCCCGAAAAAAGCACUGAUUACAUCCAUCAAAACUUAUUUACCCUGUUGAAUUUAUCUUAAUGCUGCCCAUGUUUUCAAAUAAACACAAUUUUCCUCCAUAUAUAUUCAAAAAACAGUUUCCAAUCUUCUUUAAAUGUAUGUUCUUCUUGUUUUCUUAUUCUAUAUGUUAGGUCUGCAAGCUGCACAUUUUCUAUCAGUUUGAGUUGCCAGGGAAUUCCCAGGUGUUAAAAAAGGUUAUUUAUGCAUGCCACUAUUGCGUCUGUUGUUUUGUUAGCCCCAAAAUGGAAAUUGAGCAAAGUCCCAACUAAAGAAGAAUGGCAACUUAAAGACUUUGCUUUUUCAGUGAGCUUUCUAAGAGGAGAUUUCUAUUUGUGUUGGAUCUUGAAGCGUUUCUGUACAUGCAAUUGUUUAAACUGUUUUUAUAUAGGUGUUUAUUGUUUAUUGUGAAAUUGCCUGGAUAAGCAACAGAUGAAAUGAUUUGUAAAUUGAAAAGACACUGGACAUGUGAAAAAAUCAAAAGCUUCUGGAACAUAGCACUGUAUAUGACGAGCUUAAAAAAAUGUUUAAGUAUAACUUUAUGAAAAAUACAGAAGCUUUUCUACUAGGGAUAACGGACACAGGUAUAGCAAGAGAAGGUCAGAAAAUAUUCCUCUAUGCCACAGGAGCGGCAAGGAUCCUAAUAGCUAAAAAUUGGAAAAAAGAAAUUGUGCCAACAAAAAGGGAAUGGCAAGACAAACUGUUAGAGUAUAUUGAACUGGCUAGAUUAACAGAGGCAAUUAAAGAUCACACUAGACAAGAGUUUCAAAAAGCAUGGGGAAAAUGCAGAGAAUACUUCACAAAACUGUGCCCUAAAAUACAUACCUGGACUUGUUUUGAUUAAUGUCUGCAGGAGACUUUGUGGAUAUUUAAGUUAUAAUUAGAAAAAUCUUAAUAAUUAUUCAUAAAGGAACAGCUUAUAAGAAGUAAAUAAGGAAGCCAGAUACAGGAUAAAGGAGGUCUUUUAUUUGGUUGUUUGUAUUGUUGUAUGUUAUGCUUAUUGUAUGUUAUGUCCAUGUUUAAUGAGGGUAGAUUUCUAUAUUGGGGGGGUGGGGGGUUUAUGCUAUGUUGUAAAUAAAAUUUCCAGUAAAAAAUAUUUAAAAAAAAGAAAGAAAAGGACACUUAACGACUUUGAAGUAAUUACUGCUGAGUAGUUUGGCUGCACAGAAACACAACACAGAAGCUGCCUAUUUCUGUGACUCGUUUAUCUCAUUUGUUUUUGUGUCCUCCAUACAGGGAGUUCUGCGAGGUUUCAAAGAGCCCCUCAUCCACACCUACAACAAGAACAACACGGUCCUGAAGGACACAGAGUAUUUCCAGCAGCUGUGCACAAGGACAAACAUCUUACUCCUUGGAGAUUCCAUGGGCGAUCUCAGUAUGGCAGAUGGUGUCGUUGAUGUGGAGAACAUCCUCCGGGUUGGCUUCCUGAAUGACAGGGUGAGUUGGGAUUACCCAGCCGGGCACAGCUGACUGUGGAAGGGCUGUGAGACAAGGUGAGAUGGCCCUUUCGGGUGGCAGACUUGGAGAGCUGGGAAAGUGGCCAUCGGUCCAUGAAAAGAUUGUGCCCCACCCCUUCUUGUGCUGCCAACAAAGGCUUGAUCUGCAGAAAUUAGCAGAAAAAAAGCAUGGAGCAUAGCUGUCAACCAUCCCUUAUUUGGCGGGAAAGUCCCUUAUCCCAGUGCUGUGUCCCGCUGCUGUCCCUUAUUGAUGAUGUCCCUUAAAUUUCCCGGGUUUCAAAGGAAGCAGCUCCUCUCCCUCCCUCCCUGCCAGCCAGGGAGGAGGUAGGCUCCAACUGUGCUGCUUGGCUGCGUUGCUCACCCAAUAAGGAGUCUAAGAAUGACUGGGGGGUGGAACUUGCAUGCCUUGUGCCGAUCAAAUCGGCCGCGUUGCCUGGGGACUUGCCUUUGCUCAGCGCUUCCCAGUGGAGAGGUGACGGUGGUUUCCCUUGCUGCAUCCUCUUUGCCGGGUUGCUGUGCAGUGGGAACCACCGCUUGAGGCUUCAUUUGGCUGCUGGCUGGGCUUUCUGCCUUUGGCUCGGAGGGACUCAGAAGUUGAACAUACCUGUGCUUGGAAAAUCCCUUAUUUUGGCUGCUGAUCCCUUAUUUUCGAGGCUGCUGGUCCCUUAUUUUCAAAUCUGUAAGUUGACAGCUAUGACAUGGAGAUAUGCAGAUCAAAACUGGUGUUAAAGGCAUCGCUGUGGUAACUGAUAAUAAGACAAAGCAGUAGGCAAAUAUGAAGUUUCAUUCAAGUGGCUAAGCAAACGAAGCAUGCAGUUUGCUUCAAGCUUGCAUUUCUCAUGCUCAAUUCUGACACCCCCCUUUUUGGAUCUUUUGCUGUUGAUAUCUGAAUGCAUUCCAGAAUUUGUGAGAACUGCAGACUUGCAGGCAAAUGGCACACUUACAAACAGUAAAUCUAACCCUGUGGAUUAAUUUAAACUAACUUUAAAACACAUGUUCUAGUGCAAGGCUGAACUAACAGUUAGGUUAGAGGUUAUUUUAUUGGCAUUGGUAACUGGCUCCUCUUGGGUGAUGAAGAACAGGGUGGAAGCAAUAGCUGAUCUCAUGGAGGAACCCCUGAGGAUCUUUGAAGUAACUUCAGGCUAGAACACUGCUUGGAAACCACUGUAACAACACUGUGCUAGCCAAUGCUGAGUGCCUGUAAGACCUAUUCAUCCUCCCUAUGAAGGUGACCCAGAAACUACAACUAAUCCAGAAUGCAGCAGCUAGACUGGUGACUCAGAGUGGCCACUGAGACCAUAUAACACCAGUCCUGAAAGACCUACAUUGGCUGCCAAUACAUUUCUGAGCGCAAUUCAAAGUGUUGGUGCUGACCUUUAAAGCCCUAAAAGGCCUCGGCCCAGUAUACCUGAAGGAGCGUCUCCACCCCCAUCGUUCAGCCCAGACACUGAGGUCCAGCUCCAAGGGCCUUCUGGUGGUUCCCUCCCUGCGAGAAGUGAGAUUACAGGGAACCAGGCAGAGGGCCUUCUCAGUGGUGGUGCCCUCCCUGUGGAACGCCCUUCUACCACAUGUCAAAGAGAUAAAACAGCUAUCUGACUUUUUGAAGACAUGUGAAGGCAGCCCUGUUUAGGAAAAUUUUUAAUGUUUGAUAUUUUAUCGCGUUUUUAACAUUUUGUUGGAAGCCGCCCAGAGUGGCUGGGGAAACCCAGCCAGAUGGGCGGGGUAUAAUAAAUUCUUCUUCUUCUUCUUCACUCCAUGUAGGUGGAGGAACAGCGGGGGAAGUACCUUGAAGCCUAUGAUAUUGUGCUGGAGAAAGAUGAAACGUUGGACGUGGCAAAUGGCAUCCUUCGUUUCGUUUUGGCCGAAACAGCCCAAGCCACACAGCCCACUUGCCCUUGAUGACAAGCUGCCAAGAGAUACUCCCUCCUCCAUUUCUUACUGCCCUUUGCUAUGCCAUAGACACAUACCAGUUCUCCCCGUUUCUUGCCAUUGUCAGUAUCCUAGAUCAUUAAAACUGAGCCGAGCUGACAUGUAGCCUCUUCUCUCAACCACCCUGUUCCUUACUUAAAACCCAAUCCUGGCUGCACAAGGCAAGACAUGUGGAAUCGCCUUGCAGUACAUUUCUCGGCGGACCAAAAUGUAGAAUUUGCGAGGAAGCAAUCGGGCCUCUAAAAGGCAAGCCAACGCUUGAAGUUUCUCCUUGGUUACUUCUAGAUUUAGUUUCAAGGACGAAUUUCCAGAGCCAACCAGUUGCAUUUAAAAUCACCCCAGGGCUAUGGCAACUUUCAGGUUUGAGUUCCUGUUGGUUUCUUGUUCGCAGCAGGCUGAUGAUGUGAAGGGGUUGUGGACUCCAAACUGGGCUGUUUGCACCUCCUUGUGGCUUUGCCGCAUGGUGCAACCCGAUUGUGCACAUAGCGAUCGCUUCAUAUAAGCAGAGAACACCCAGAUUCCAUGUUUUGCAGUGGAUUCUUGCAAAGUGUUGCUGCAGGUUUGCAGCCUGCUGUCUGCUAGGUGUGGGUCAAUGCAAUUUCAGCCACUCUGUUCCUCUUUAAGCCACGCCAUUCCUGGCUCUCCUAUGGCUUCCUCUGUUGCAGCAGACACUCGGACAAUGUUUCCUUAAUGGCAUUGUCUAUUUUUUUUAAAGGCCACAAUUCGUGUUUAUUCAUAUGCAGUGUCCCCCUGCCCCACUGCUUCUGAAACAUCUCUUAAAACGAAAAUCUAAACAUAAUAGGGGGUUCCAAUGGUGAAAUUCACUUUUCAGUGAAAACACAAGCCAGUGAUUUAAGAGGACAUGAAUGCUCUUCUGCUGUGUUGAACCAAAUCUGAUAAAGCUGGAGAAACUCAGGCGUGUAAAGUUGGGUAAAUUACCUUGGCUAUACUCUUGGCAGAGGAAAACAGCCUAGCUGGAAUCCUACAAGCUUGAGGCAAAUGUUUUGUUUGGGUGGAACCGGUGUGUGCUGGUACAACUUCAGUUUCCUUUAGGAGUGUAGCUGUUGUUGCACGCUGGAUGAAACAAAUGUUUACCUUGGGUAGUUUUGCCCUUUAAAUGCCAGUUCAAAUGUGUGGUAAGUCAUCUUUUUAAAAGAUACCUUGUUUGUUAUGGGGGGAGCUUUAUAUGAUUGGAAGUUUGAAAGCCAGGUUGAAUAUUCAUAAUUGAGACGGCACAGUAGAAUGGGAUAUUCUUGUAUGAGUUAUACAAGACAGUUUUAAAUAAGAACAGGGGAAUGGCAUCUUCUGAGCAUUCAAUUCCACCCCCUAAAAAAACCAUGCGUUUUGACAGGGUUUCUUUUGCACUAUUUUUGGUUUCACCUUUCCCCUGCCCCAAUUUUGUUUUACAAAGAACAAAUCACCCCUUCCCAGUUUUCUGCACAGAAUACAAGAAUGUUGAAUUGUUUGGGUGUUUUUGUUUUUAUUAUUCAAAGGACAUGUAAAGAUAAUAAAACAGAGACUUCCUAUUUUGGGAAAAAAAAUUUGUAUGCAUAUUGCUUGAUUGUCUGGCUGCUUUAAUCUAAAUUCUUUUUCUUUUUAAAAAUACAACACCACCACAAUAUGCAAGAACGUUAUGAACCACUCCGUAAUCUUUACCAAACCUUUCAUGCCUCCCCCUUCUCCUUCAAGAAACCUGGGUCCUGUAGGUUUGAAUGGGGUCUGACAAUUGUGCUCGGAGUUCCUACCCGUUGUCACAGAACCACGGGUCCUGGAAUGCUUUGAGCCGGGUUGAGGAUAUGACAAAGCAAUUAAGCUCAUGGCCUAGUAUGCCGAUAAAUAUUUCUUCAAGCCUAUUCAAAGCUCUUAGAAUGGCCUGCAGCAGACACAACCGCUAAGCUGCUACUGUCUCCAUUGACGUUUGUGCCACACGGGAAAACUAUGCAGCUAAAUUGCUCCAUUCACAAGAGUUUCUCCGGCACGGCCUCUGUGUCUUCAAGGCCUGACUGAAGUGCAAAAAUUCAGCAAGCCAGGCUUUGCCUGGCAUGCAUUGAAAAGGAAAGCUUUGCAUGCUGAAUAGCUGAAUGUCCUACAGCUAUUCUGAGGCGUAGGAGCCCUGCCCAAAGAAGAAAAGAGCUGGCCAACCUGCCAGCACUCUUUAUUGCUGCUGCUGCUUCUCAGGCUGAGCAACCAUACUCCUGAUUUAGCAAGGGCACAGUUGCCCUGACCUUACACCUUCAUCAGAGCAGUAGUGAAACUUCUGAAGAGCUUUUAUAACCUACAAUAGUUUGGGAUAAAGGCAACGAAUCUAGAAUCUAGUUGCAGAACGCAACCAAAGUUUGGGCACAACCGGCAAACAUUUCUUAGAACAAAGGCUAAGGGGACACCAACAAGGCACCUACUGCAAUCUUUAUUGCAACUGCACACAAUACACUGGGUUGUAUGCAGCCAGGAUUCCAAGAUGGCAGCAGGCGCAGACAAAAUGGCUGCCGCUGUUGCGUAAAAUCUGUCAGGAAUUCUAACAUCAUCUCCCUUGCUCUGCCGUCCCUCUGUUAUAAAAUGGAGGCGCAGGGGUGGGGGUAAGGAAUAGGGAAAUAUCAAAACCGAAAGAAAGCCGGCGGUCUCGACACCCUGUUCCUCCUUAACACUAAAUCCUUCCAGUUAAUUUAGUCAGAGACAAAUCAGAACAUACCACCCCUCACUUCAAUGGAAGGGUGUUAAUGCGCAUGUCUCACAAGCCGUUUUUUUAAAAUAGUAAAACUGGCUCUACUCGUUUCUAAAGUUGGGGAUCUUGUAGCCCCCAUGCUAUUGAGAAGCUUUCACCCACACCACGUGCCCACGAUGGUGUUUGCUUCCCAGAAUGGAGAUCAACCAAGGAAAAAAAAAUGGCAAUAGGCUAUGCAGAGCUAGUCAUCUCUCUCUUGGAUGGUAACAACCACAGCAGUUAGGGGGGCUAUUACAGCUCACUGCGUUUUUCAGCGUGGCUACAGCUCCCUAAAGAAAAGUAUAUGGUAAGGCACAGCCCUAUGUUUCAGAUUUAAGGUAUUUUGCAAGCCCUGAAUAAUCCCAUUCCAGAGGUUUUGGGACUAAAGGAUUAGAGUAAAAAACAAAACAAAAACAAAAAACAAAAAGGAGAAGCAAUGGGGAAUGUUUGCAGGAGGAAAUGUGUUAAGUGUUGGAAGAGUGAACUCUCACAUAAGACCCAGAAAUGGUCAAGCCUUUCUGGAAACCCACAAUUGCCAAAAAAAACCACUGACAUGCCACACCCAACACUGAACAAGGUUGUGGGGCUGUAAUCUCUUCAGGCUGCAGAUGGAGGACGAUGUUUUUGAAUUCUCCCCCCUGUAAAUUCACUGGGGAGAGCUUUACUACAUGCAGGGACAUUUUUUAUUUGUUCUUUAGUGUGGGGGAGUAUUAAAAAAAAAAAGCAUUUCCCCAUCUUCCCUCAAGAGGUAUUGCAGCCCAGAAUUUUUCCACCUCAUUUAUCUCCACCAACGUGUAGGACAAAUGAAACAAACUGGUUGUAGUGAGUAAACAUGAAGAUGCAGGACUGCUUGGAAGGGUACAGGCAGGAAGGAUGAGUUUGUUUAAUGUUCAGGUUGAAGUAGAUGGUAUGUUUGUAUUUACUGGUGGCUCUGUAAGAGUUUACUGUAAAAAGUCAGCUGGUAUGGUAUGUGGCUUGCAGAGCAGUUUUUCGAGCAAAACAAGGGCAUUUUUCUUACCCACUUUAAAUCCGAAAUUGUCAACAGGUCUGCUCUCCUCUUGGACCUUUUAACAGGAGCUUGUCUGCAAAAAACCCCCACAUCUGAGCAUUUUCACCACCUGAAGAGAAAACCAUCAUCACCUGCUAUUGUCUGCUGCCGAUCAAGUUAAUGUUGAAACGCACAGAUGCAAGGGGAAGCCAAAAAGUUGGCAACCCCUUGCAUGCUUUGACUAGCAAGGCAGGUGAUGGAAGGUUGCUCCCAUCCCACCCUCCUUGCACUUAAAUCUCCAGUUUCUAUCUCAGCCUAAUCUUCUGAAGUAGGGCUUGUGGAACAAAAGUGGGCAUCAUCUAUGAAUUCAGAAUCCUCAGAGGUAGGACAACACUUGUUGGAAGCCUCAUGAAAUGACUCGAGAGACUGGAAAAACAGUUAGCACUUAAUAAAACCCCCUGUAAUGUGCGUGAUUGUGUGUGAGAGAACAAGACUGCAAGUAGGGGUUAUGUGCACUGCACAUUUUUUGGUGGGGGUCAGGAAGGGAGAAGUAGAGCUUGGAAUAAACAGUAUUUGCUGUGCUUAUGUUAUGCUCCUUUCAAGAUUUGCAGCUGAAGGAACUUGGGAUUUUAUUGAUGUACGCAAGAUGUCAAAUCGGUGAGGAGGCAAGCAGGACUAGUACAGUGGACGCUCGGGUUGCGAACGUGAUCCGUGCGGGAAGCACGUUCGCAACCCGCAGAAUUCACAACCUGCAGCGCCACGUGUGCGCACGUGCGGGUUGCGAUUUGGCGCUUCUGCGCAUGCGCCAAAACCCGGAAGUAACCCGUUCCGGUACUUCCGGGUUCGGCAUGAUGCGCAACCCAAAAUCGCACAACCCGAAGCGUCUGUCACCCGAGGUAUGACUGUAUACGGAAAGAGAGCAGUCCUUAUUCCCUACCCUUUUGGCUGCAGGGAGCCCAGACUGACUCAUCUUGAAAUUUCCAAGUCUGUCCUUUUAACAUCUAGCAGUUGCUAACCCGCCUUAAAAAAUACCAGUUCCAGUUUCUGCAGAAAUCCAGCAGGUAUUUCUGAGAGUGUUGCUGCCCUCUGGUUCUGCCUGCUUGCUUUCUGUAGGCAUCUUGCGAGAGGAGGAUUCUGGGACUCGAUGGGCCUGAUCUAGCCGGGUUCCUUAUGUAGGCACAGACUUUCCUGGCAUAAACAAGCAGCAAUGAGGGAAAGCUGCACCUAUUAAGAGUCCACCAUCACAACCUGGUCACAGAGGCGGCCAGCCAGCAGUCCCUUGGCCUAAUCUGCUCAGGCAGCUCAGGACUACAACAAGAAUGAGCAGUCCUUUCCUCAGCAGCCUGCUGGGUGAGGAGGGAGGCGGAGAGAGAAGCAGGGCCAGAAAAAGGAGGAAAGAGGGACAGAAAGGAAAGGAUGUGGCAGAAAGAAUGGUUAAAGCAGUGCACCCUUUUGGCCACACCCACUCCUGUCUUCUGCCCCGCCCACUGCCAUUGCAUGGUCUGAUUACAUCAGAAGCAAGGCAUCCCUUGACGGAUUAAGAGGCUGCCCUCGCACCCGCCAUUCAAAGAAUAUUGGAGCAGAUAGGUAACCUUAUCUGUACGUUUCCGCUCCACUCCUUUCUAGUUUUGCCCCGAAAGAAAAACUUAAUAGCUCAUUCUUGGAAAUACACUUAAGUAAUGCAUUUGUUUGGUUCCCGUCACACGUUUCGGGAUUCCUUAAUAUAGAAUUCAGCUUCCUCGAUUUGGCAAGAGAACACACAAAAAUCCAAUGGGGGGGGCAGGGUGUGCGCCUGGAAGCAGCAGAAGGCCUGAGUCGAUGGGACGGCUCCUGCUCACGACAAUUUUGUUGCAGAUGGGAUGCCUGAGGAAAUAGAAGGGAUUCAGUAAAUGGUGUGGUGUGUGUGGUGGUUGUCUGGAAAGGCAAUCGUUGCAAGCGCUAACUCCCUGAUUUUGGUAUGUCGAAACAGGAUCUCAGUUAAAUAGUUCUCAAAAAAGGGGAGAGGGAAAAAAAGAGCAAAGGUACAAAAUGUGGAACAAAAUAGGUUUGCGUCUGUAGGUUCAGUCUCUUUAACUCAGGAAAGGGAGUUAGUGAGCUUCUGGCCCCGCAAAGUAGGGGAAGAGGCACCAAACUGGAGUGCUUUUUUAAAAACAACAACAACGAAGCCCAAUCCCAGAGUCCUUUCUCUUUUAAAGUUCCUCAUGUUUAACUUGAUCCUCGUCUGAUUUCAGCUUCAGUUCCUCUGCUGUGAUCUUCCCAUCCUUAUUCCGGUCUUGGUUUUGGAACAUGUCAUUGACCACUUUUUCCGGGUCAGGGCCUGGCAUGAGACGACCUUUGCCUUCAGAGAUCUGAGCUUUGAUGAACUCUGAGAACUGCGGGGGGGGGGGGUGGAGAGAGAGAAAGCAGGGAAAAGGAUAAGCCAUUUCCACUGGGAAGGGUGUGUGUGGCAUAUGCAUUCAACAACAUGGGAAACAGCAUUUCAAGACAUCCAGCUCCUAUGUCUGGCUUCCUUUAUAUCAGUCUCUUAACUUUCCUUUGCCUACUGCUUGCCAUUUUUCAAGGUUGAGCAAGAUGCCAGACUGAUGGGGAAAAAAAUGAAUUGCUAAAGGUGCCUUAACUUGAGUGGCUCUAGAUGACAACGCAAGACAACUGGAAAAGGGCUGCAGCGUUCACAGGCUGUGCCCUCUGCAGCAAGACGAAGGAAAACCAGGUCCUUAAUUGUGUUGGGAGUUUCCAUGAGUAUAAAAGGCUCUCUACUGCAAAAGUUACAUGGGAACACGAAGGACCCACCAGAUGAUGGGGCUUAAAUGCAUGACCCUACAACCUUUUCUACCCAAGUUGCUUCCUCACGUCUGUAACACCUUAAAAGGGCCCACAUCUCACUGCAAGUUAUAACCAAAAUAUUUAUCAUCUGCUACACAUAGCUGUAGCAACCCAAUGCUUCCUCUUCCUCUUGCUUCCUCUAGCGACCCAAUAAUGUACAGAUUGUUUUUGGGUGUGUGAUGUAACGUUGCAUUUUUGAUUUCACCAUCACUGCAGAAGGGAAAGGACUUCUAUAGAUGAUUUGUUAAUUGUUUUAUAUGAUUUAAGCUGUAUUUGUGAUGUUCUGUUCUGUUUUAUUACGUUAUUGUUAUUUAUUGUUUGUAAGCCACUUUGAGGUUCAUAUGAAUGAAAAGCAACAUAGAAAUACAAAAAAUCAAAUCAAAACAAACAAAUAGUCACUGGGAAGUAGGGCUACAAUGUUAAAUCAAUUGGUCAGUUAGUUUUUUAAAAAUAAAAUUAAAAAAGCUUUUCAGCUGAAUGAUACGGUGCUCCUGGUUAACCAGCCAACCAAUUUUCUAAAAAGAAAAAUAUUUUCAAUGCAAUGCUUAUACAAACUGUAAAUGGUGAGCACCAUCAUAUAGGCAGGGAUGUCUCUUCCAAGACAAUGCCUCCAAGACAACACACAUGUGCAUCUUUUUAAAAUAAAAAGUUGCUCUUUGCUCCAAGCUAUUGUUUUUACCCGUAUACAAAUGGAAUAAAUUUUUCCCUAUUAAUUUACUAAAACUCGAACAACUAACUAUAGGGUAGAUGCUCUUACUCUGGUGGAACGAACAGUUAGUACAAAUGGAUCCAGCCGUGGAUCCUGUCACCCCCCC
This is a messenger RNA of Podarcis lilfordi (Lilford's wall lizard), 23781 nucleotides long. The record is from the annotation of a GenBank genome assembly. Lineage: Eukaryota; Metazoa; Chordata; Lepidosauria; Squamata; Lacertidae.